Messenger RNA from Sphaeramia orbicularis (orbiculate cardinalfish), 6242 nucleotides. RefSeq names its product RNA binding motif protein 27 (gene rbm27). Gene Ontology annotation, cellular component: nucleus. Bases 250 to 3426 code for a protein of 1058 amino acids. NCBI's taxonomy places the organism in Eukaryota, Metazoa, Chordata, Actinopteri, Kurtiformes, Apogonidae. The record is from RefSeq and is a predicted model, not a curated record. The transcript has 21 exons. Gene Ontology annotation, molecular function: metal ion binding; RNA binding.
UAUUUUAUAUAUAAUUAUUUUAAUACACAAAAGGUUGCAUUUAUUUCAUUGAAGGUAAAGUAAAUUAUACUUGUCAUCGUCAGGCCUGCAUUACGACAAUUCGAACUGUGUUGCCAUGCCGUAAAACACUUUGUCCGACCUGCCAGUGAAGAGACCGAAGGCCUGUAAGCUUAUAAAUUUAUAGACGAUGAAAGUAGAACUAUUGAAACGCACUUUCAUUUUAUAGACAGUAUUUUAGUCUUUCUCACGAUGAUCAUAGACAAUGUGGACGCCUUGAAGACGUGGCUAGCAAAACUCCUGGAGCCAAUAUGUGAUGCUGACCCCUCUGCAUUAGCCAACUAUGUUGUGGCACUGGUGAAGAAGGACAAACCAGAGAAGGAGCUGAAAGCACUCUGUGCUGAUCAGCUUGAUGUCUUCCUACAAAAAGAGACAAUAGGAUUUGUGGAUAAACUUUUUGAAUGUCUGACGACUAAGAACUACCUUGGAAAUCCUCCAGCCAAGGAAGCUCCCAAAGAGGAAGUUAAACAACCUGCAGUUAAAACUGAUGUUGUAGAGCCUGAAUUGUCAGAAGAAGAGAGAGAAAACAGACGAAGGAGAAGUCCUCUUAGAAACCGCUCAGACUUCAACGAGUCCAGGAGCCGUGAUGACAGGAGGCGAGACGAGCGCAAGCGCCGUGACUUUGACCGGCAUGGGAAAAGCUGUGGCGAGUCCCAUCGAGAGCGGGAGCGCCAUGAGCGCCGCAGGGGCAGCCCCCGGGGGAGGAGCUACAGCAGAAGCCGGAGCCGCAGUAGGAGCAGCAGCCGAGGAAAAAGCAGGGACAGGGAACAUAGAGGAGGCAGAGACUUUAAGUCCAAGUUCGAGGUGGAAAGGAAAGAUACAGAGAGCUACAACUCCUCCAACACAUCCAACCCCCAGCAGCAGCAGCAGCAUCCAGCAGGUCUCCUGCCCCUGCCCACCCCUCCACACCCUUUUGCCUCCUCUUCAUCGUCCGGUGGAGUCUCAGGAAUUGGUGGAGUACCCAUAGCGACGCUAGCUCACAUGCCCGAUAGCACUACGGAUAGCUGGUCUGGUUACUAUGGCAACCAGAGGCAAGAUGGUGGUGGCAAGCCGUUCAGCAACAAGAGUACUUCACUCAAACAGCGGUGCAGGGAUUAUGAUGAAAAGGGGUUUUGUGUCCGUGGUGACCUCUGCCCUUUUGACCAUGGCAAUGACCCUUUAGUCGUCGAUGAUGUGAACUUGCCCAACAUUAUUCCGUUCCCACCCCCACCUGUAAUGCCCCCAGCUGGCAUGCCCAUGCCCCCAAUUACAGAACCCCCACCCCCCCUCAGGAUGCCUUCAUUGCCACCGUAUGGCCAGCCACCUCCUCCAGGCGUCUUCCCUUUAACAGGACCCCCACUGAUAGCAACCAGUGGGAUUGACACCCCCAACCACCAGUCGGCAAUCACAUCUUCUCCUCCUAUCGGACCGCCUGGAGUGGGGUUGCCACCUACUCUUCCUCCUCCUCCUCCUCCUCCUCCACCUCCUCCUCCUCCUUCCUCGUCCUCAUCUGUGUCUCUGCGUCCCCAAUAUGUCCAGUCUGAAUAUAACUUUGACCCAGAGGGCUAUAACCCAGAAUCCCCAGGUCUGACUGCAGCUGGUCGUAACCCGUACCGGCAAUUCAUCCCCCGGGUUCAGACUCAGCGCUCUAACCUUAUCGGCCUCACAUCAAGUGAAGGUCAAGGCUCCAGAGCUGCCAACAUUGUGAUCCAGACUGAGCCUGCCACCCCAGCCAACCCUCCAGGAGGUAACAUGUCCCGCUUCAACACAGAGCAAGACAGCAGGAAGAGAAGUAUGGGAGCCAAUACAACUGAGGGACCACAGGCUAAAAAACCCUGGAUGGAGAAGCCAGGCUUUAACAACCAGCACAAGAGCAGUUUCCCCAAGAGGAAUCACUAUGUGAACACCAAACUGGAGGUGCGCAAGAUCCCACGUGAGCUCAACAACAUCACCAAGCUCAAUGAGCACUUCAGCAAGUUUGGAACCAUUGUCAAUAUUCAGGUGGUGUUUGGUGGAGACCCAGAGGCGGCGUUGAUCCAAUAUACAAAGAAUGAAGAGGCCAGACGUGCCAUAUCCAGUACUGAGGCAGUCCUUAAUAACCGCUUCAUCCGUGUGUACUGGCACCGAGAGCCUGGUGCGAAUGCCACAGGGAUUCAGCAGCAGGAACAGAGCUCGGGGAGCCAGGUGGCCGGCUCGGCACCGAGCCAGGGGCCACAACAUGGCACCGUACAUAAGGUUGGGGGGAUCAAGCAGCACAAUCCAGCAGCCUACGUGUUGAAUAAAACUGUACCCAAGCAUCGGCUUCCAACAGCAGCUGGGACCACAGCAACAACCAAGGCGGACAGCCAGAACCUAAACACAGACACUGUCGCUGCGGCCUCUGCACUGACAAAUACUCAGAAGGGCGCCUACACUUCAACAGCCCUCAAGUCUUCCUCAAAAAGCCUUGGGAAAACUGGAAAAGCACUAGAAGCACAGGAGGUCCUCAAGAAGAAACAGGAAGCAUUAAAACUUCAGCAGGAUAUGAGGAAGAAGAAGCAAGAGAUGUUGAAGACACAGAUUGAGUGUCAGAAGGCUCUAAUAAACCGUCUGGAGAAGAACCGAGGGAUGAAACCUGAGGAAAGGGCAAACAUCAUGAAGACUCUGAAGGAGUUGACGGAUAAGAUCACCCAGCUGCAGAAUGAAAUGAACCCUGCGUCCCAGGUUACCGGUGCCAAACCCAACCACAACCAGCCCAAGACGAAGACUGACGCCCAGAAGGAGCUGCUUGAUGCUGAGCUGGACUUUCAUAAGAAGAUGAACUCUGGAGAAGACACAACAGACCUCAAGAGAAAACUGGGGCAGCUACAAGUGGAGGCAACGCGGUUGGGUCUCCUCCGGCCUCCAGUCGGCCGAGGUCGUGGCCGAGGAAAGAUGGCCCUGGAGCCCGGCACGAUGCAUGUGGGCCGCGGCAGGGGCCGAAGCCGGGACAUGAUGGCUCGUGGUGGCGCUGUCAACCGCAUGGUGGUCGACCACAGACCCAGAGCCCUGGCUAUUCUGGGAGUCACUCAGGAGGAAAAGGAAGAACUAAUGCCGCACUUUGUGAAAUUUGGUGAGAUUGAGGAUCUUCGUGAUCAAGACGCCAACAGUGUCGUCAUGACCUUCAAAACUCGGAGUGAAGCAGAGAAUGCGGCCAACCAAGGAGCCAAGUUCAAAGGUCGUGUGCUGCAGAUUUCCUGGUACAAGCCCAAGACGCCCUCCGUUACAACAGAACCAGAGGAGGAAGAGUCCAAAGAGGAAGACAGUACGAAGGAAACCAGCUCUUAUCUCCCAGGCGAGGAGGAGGAAGAGGAAGAGGAGGAGGAUGACGACGAAGAUGACGAGUACGAGAGUCGAUCUUGGAGGCGAUAAAGGCGUCUGAGAUUCGUCAUCACCUGCCCUCCGACAAAAUCAGUGGUCGUCUUUUCCCCUGCCUGCAGAUAAUACAAACACAACAGAACUCACCUUUUUUUGUUUUCAGUAUUUUGAAACAAAGUAAUUUUAGACUCUAAUCAAAGUGGAAAAAAGUCUUUGCUUUAGUUGUACAUCAGAAGAUCUUUAGAGGGCCGACGGCUUUUGUAACCCUCGACAACAAUGUAAUUUAAAACAUCUCACUUUUGCUGAGAGAGAUAAAUGUUCGGUUGUUCUUAUAGAUAGAAAAAUCUAUGUAAGUUUCAGUGUGCUUACCAGAUGAUUAAUAUCAGUAAUGCACAACAUUUGUGUCUACUGUGAAUAGGUAUUUUUAUACAUACUGUAUUUAAGCUAUCUUUUCUCACCAGUUUUGAAAAGUCUUGUCCUCUGUUCAGGGACAGUCAUUCCAUCGCAUAUAGAACGUUCUCUGUUGCUACCAGAGAGCGACUUAUUUAUUUUUCCAUACAAGUGCACUGUGCCGUAUCGACAGUAUAUUGGCACACUAUGGCAUGGUUUUCCAUCUCAACUUUGUUCAAACUUCAGUAUAAAAUGAUACAAGAUCCAAAUUUAUUUUGACAGUGGUCCUUUGUGCUGCCAUUACAGAGUGAAUAUGUUUGAUUAUGUGAGUGUGUAUGUGUUACACAGUGAAAGCCCCAUAGACAUCACCUAAAAGUCAUGAUACUAUCCAACAACCACAGCAGUGCAGGUACAGAAGGAUACCAGUGCAAUAGAAAACACAAACGUUUACAAAUUGCCAUAUCCAUACACUUCACCCACAGUUUCGUAGUAAAAAUUGAAUAUCCCCUUGUGUAUUAUGUUACUCACUCUGUUAGGUGCCACUCUGUGUAAAUACAAACACUCAGACAGGUAUUAAGAGUGUGUUUCAGUUUUUCCACUCAUUUUAUUCUGUCACCCAAAGGACCUGACAUGACAAUGAUCAGAUCACUUCUGUCACAAAUGAAAGAUCCAGAGACAGGUGUUUGAAUGUAAUACUGAACCGUUGAUUUUAAAAUAUAUAUAUAUAUAUAUAUAUAUAUAUAUAUAUAUAUAUAUAUUCUUUGCCUUACACAAUCAGCAGAUGGCUGAAUUUUUACAAGAUUUUUGAUUUACUUUUGUAAAUUUUGUAAAUGCUUGAAAGAGAAAUUACUGUUGUACUUUUUUUUUUCUUUUGUCAUUUUUAAUGAAUGACAAGAUUGUGUCAGGUAGUAAAGGUCAAGCAAGAGUGCGUAGUGUCUCUGCUUAUUUGCAAGGAAUUUUUUUUUUUUUUUUUUUUUUGAGAUUGUGUUAAACCAGUUUUUGUUGUUUUACUUUGUUGUCAGCUAAGUAGCAUAUCAUCAACUUCCUAAAAUAAUUGCCCAAGUCAUUUUUCAGAUUUUUCAGGAAACACAAAAACUUAACCAGAAAUUUUGUAUUUGAUGAUUUAGGCAAAAAAAAAAAACAUUUUUGUCAAAGAAAAAAUUACUCGGGCAGUUAUUUCAGGAAGGUGACGAUAUUUCUUUUUAAUGAGCAGUGGAAAACAGUCAUAGGAGGCGUAGGGAGCCAUGCACCUCUCAGUUGUAUUUGUACAUUAGUGUAGCUUUUCCUACAGCAUACAGUGGCAGACAGAACUCAAACCCACUUUUACAGAAUAUGGAACAUUCAUGACAGAAAAGUUAUACAUUGUAUUUCGCCUUCAUCACAAAUACUGUGUUUUAGAAUCCUCAGGAUGGGAGGAAUGAGAAUCUUUAAACUUAGAAAUGUACUCAAAGCAUGGCAAAGCAUUUUUUACAGGUUUGGAAAUUUGCUGUUUUUGUUGCAACAUAUAAAGACAUAACUACAUAACAUCCCAUGAUUGAUUGUAGAUGAAUGUUUCCCUGUCAGGACUAAACUGAUUAUAUGCAGUGCUGCGAAACACCACAAGGAUGGGGAAGUGUUUCCUGUAGCAAUCUGACUACUUCACAUAAACCCACAUGUAUUUACUUGCAGACGUUCGCCUGUGUGUAAAUCUGGUCGGCAACAGUAACAGAAGAAACAUAUUUUGAAGGAGUGCUUGGAUGUGAAUUCAUCUAUGUCAACUUUUUUUUUUUUUCCCUGUAACGCACAAGAGCACCACGUAUUAAAUGGUGUUAAACAUACUGAGAAUACAUAGCUUAUUUUGAAACACGAUUUCCUCCCACUAACAAUGCCGAUAACGCUUUUGUUCGAAUUGCACAUCUCACUGUUGACUGACACUCAGACGCUUCCUGCCAGUGACCUCAUUGUCCAUAUUCUUUGUAGGUCAGGUGUUGAACUUUAAAUCUUGGAAUGACACGUUGGAGUGUGUCACCAUGGCACCUUGUACUGUAAUAUAAUUUUGCUUGUGUUUUUUUUUUUUCAAUGAGGUCAGUGGCAGAUUUUAAGGACAAGCUAUACUGGCAGUGUUCUUGCUUGUGUUAAGUGAGGAUUCACAUGUCUCUUUCCCACUUUUUUGUACUCUUCUGUAUGCUACUAUCACAAUAGUGUAAAAAUAUGUAAAAUGUUUAUUGGAUAAUAGUUUUGGAUUUGUUACUGUUUAUAUUUGCAGGAUGUGGAUGUAUUUUCUUCAUGUAUUUUGUUUGUAAAAAAAAAAAGGAUUUCUAAUUUACUAGCAUGUUUGCUUUUGGCAAUAAAGAUGGAGGAAUGGGGUGCUUGUAGGAUGAACAAAAUCAAAAAAAAAAGAAAAGGAAAAAAACAAUUGGAUUCUAUCUUGAGGGGAAAAAAGAGAGAAAAAAAGAAAAUUAACUUAAAGAAUGAAAAUUGACCAAAAAAAAAAAAAAAAA